AUGCGUCAUUUGCGAGGCUCUGGAGGCUAUCCGCGUGAUCAUAGAGUGUCUUCUCGUCCGUGCUGCUUUUCUCAACCCAGGGGUUUAAUACCAAGACAUUUAGGGAUUUGGUAUCCUCGACCAUCACUUUCUCGACCACCUGGAAUAAGCCAAGAUGUUCGACUAGGUAACUUUCCCGGUUUUCCUCGUCUACCAGUACUAACACAGCUGUCUGUGCGGCCUCAACAUUCAAGUCGGAUUCGAUCGAAAAGAGAGCAACCGUUUGGUCGAAGUCGGUUUCUUCACAGGCGGAAACAAAGUGUUCCGGCCUCAAAGAGUGUUCUGAACCCAAGUGACCCUUUGAACCUGCAUGAUCUUAUGAAGGAAACGGAGCGUCGUCGAGUGGAAGGUUUGUCUCCCUUACGCGGUGACUCACGAAUGAAUACACCUGCAGUAAGUGUAGCAGGUGACUUUGAUUGCGGUAGUCCUCAAAACCAGACGCUGCAGCUGUCAGAUGCAUCUAAAGCUCCAGCAUCUCCUCUGCUGAACACUCGAAAGUCAGAAUUUUCCUCGAAAGGACAUAUUCAUCGUCUGCUUCGUAGACGUCCUGUUCGGAGUUCGAAAUUCUAUACUGUUAGCCGUCGUACCAGAGGAUUUGUCCCUACAACAGGGAACUAUGUUGAUUAUUACCUUCGUCGUGAUCCAAAUGAUAGAAUUCCCUAUUUAAUGCCUGAAUGGUUUGUGGGUAAGGAUGUAGCAGACUAUGGAUGUCACAAUGGGACUCUAACGUUUAGUGUACUUGAAAGGUUUCCAGAUGUUGCAAAAAUUGACGCCUUUGACUGUGAUGCAGAAUUAAUAGCUAAUGCUCAGAGUAUGCAAAGGGAGAGAUUACGAUGGGAUACCGGGUCGAAUGUGAGGUAUGAAAAAAUCAACUUCCAAGUAGCAAAUUGGAUUGAUGAAUCUACUGCAAACGAUGAACCUGAGUAUGAUACAAUAAUGGCUUUCAGUGUUACAAAAUGGAUUCAUUUAAACCAUGGUGAUCCUGGUUUAAUGCGAUUCUUCAGACGCGCCUUCAAUCGCCUUAAACCUGGUGGACACUUAAUUCUAGAACCACAACCUAAAUCUUCCUACAAAAGAACACGGUUGACGGCUAAACACAGGUCUAUAUAUGAAUCUCUAAAAAUCAAUCCAUCAAAUCUGGAACCCUUAUUGGUUGACUUGGGUUUCUCUUACUUUGAUACUAUCAAGGCACCUAGACCUAAUGAACCAUUUCGGCGGAAAAUUAUUUUAUGUUCAAAAUCUUAUGGUGCGACUCCUGCUUCUAUCCGAAAUGAUCUUCGGUCUGAAGUACAGAAUUGGGAAGCUUUUAAUUCACCGCAUAGUCCACAUGGACGUGAACCUCCACCGGUGUGUUAUCAUCCUCAAACACCUAUCUACACCAUUGAUACUCCUCCUGUUACAAACAGGAGUUCUCCUGGCAAUAGAACUGCAGGUGUUUCUAGUACAGUUUUAAGUCCAUCUGUUACUUCUAAUGUUUCUCCACCCGUUGAAAGCGUCAGCUCAUUACCAACUCCUAACUGUGAACCUGAUUCAACUUCAGCGUGA
This is a messenger RNA of Trichobilharzia regenti, 1584 nucleotides long. Lineage: Eukaryota; Metazoa; Platyhelminthes; Trematoda; Strigeidida; Schistosomatidae. The record is from the annotation of a GenBank genome assembly.